Messenger RNA from Pygocentrus nattereri (red-bellied piranha), 1992 nucleotides. It is a transcript of the gene cep57l1, whose product is annotated as centrosomal protein 57, like 1. The record is from RefSeq and is a predicted model, not a curated record. The transcript has 11 exons. The coding region runs from base 155 to 1645 and encodes 496 amino acids. Gene Ontology annotation, molecular function: microtubule binding; gamma-tubulin binding; identical protein binding. Gene Ontology annotation, cellular component: centrosome. NCBI's taxonomy places the organism in Eukaryota, Metazoa, Chordata, Actinopteri, Characiformes, Serrasalmidae.
ACUGCACAGAGCGGCAGCAGAAGAGGGAAAUUUGAAACGAGGAAACGGACGCCGUCAGCGACAGCUGUUAGCUCACUACCGUUAGCAAGCAAGGACAGAGGAUACUGAAAGAAAGCUGUUUGCCACAUCGCCAGCCGCGUAUAUCGGAUCCGCAAUGGAACCUUUACGAGACUGGAGUUUGUGUUUAGACUCCCCAUCCAAACAUAGCUAUGUUGGAAGCUAUUAUAAUCCUCCAGAGAAGAUGUCCCAUCAACUGUGUGCCAAAGCAGUACCACUACGACAGGACAAAGCUAAGAACGCCAUCAAUCUGAGGGAAAUCAAUGCCCAGACUUAUCAAACAACCCCUGACGCUGGGAGCAGAGCAGUGAUAGCAGCGCUGAAGACGCUGCAGGAGAAGAUGAGGCGGCUGGAGCUGGAGCGAGUGCAGGCAGAGAGGAAUGUGGAGCAGUUCUCCCGGGCUGCUCGCCGAAACGCCAGUUCUCCUGCCCAUCCUAAACAGCAGAGUAGUGCCAGAGAAAAAGACUCUUCACGGAGGAAAGAGCUGGUCUCUCAGUUGCAUUCAGCAGAAACACGCUGCUCUCUACUGGAGAAACAGCUGGACUAUAUGAGGAAGAUGGUGGAGAGUGCAGAGAGAGAGAGAAUCACUUCAGUAAACGGAGGGGAGAGCAGACAGCAGAAUGAAAGAUCACGCACUGAUCCAGAAAUCCAGGCUCAGCUGCAGAAACUGGAUAGAUUGGAAAAAGAAUGUCUUAAGCUCACCAACACACAGUCUGAGACAGAGAGGAAGAUUGAGCUUUUGGAACAGAAGUUACAUGAAGAGGAACAUGAACGCAAACUUGUGCAGGAGAAAGCGAAGGAGUUACAGAGAGAACUGGAGGCUAAUCUGGUCACCCUUUCAGCUGUUGAGGUCAAACCCAAAAAGAAGAAGAGUAAAGAGAAGGCCUUGAAUAAGAAAUCGGUGAGAACAGAGGUCCCAAUCACUCAGUACCUCCCUAAUUCCAAGCAUAUGCCAUUUGUCGCUGGAACAUCGACAAGCCCCAGUCACUCUGUUAAUGCCAACAUCCAGAGUGUGCUGCAUCUGAUGAAGACCAGGCAGCCACGGCUGUGUGAGAGGGUGCGUACUCUGCAGAGCAAGACAGAGAAUAGCAAGAGCCCUUGCCAAGCCCCACUGUCCCCCAGUGAAGGAGCCGCAGCCCUGGGUAGCUUGUCUGAACUGCUGCUAGCCCUGCAGGAUGAACUUGGACAGAUGAGCUUUGAGCAUCAAGAACUGGUCAGGCAGAUAGAUGAGACUGAUCACCGUGAACUCAGGGAGGAUCUGGAAAGAGAGCUGGACUGCUUGGUCAAAAGGAUGGAGGAGAAAGCAACCCAAAUCUCCAAGCUACGCAAGCACCAGCAAACAGUCCAAAAGCUCUCCGAGUGUAGUCCUAAGAAGAAGCAGAGGCCCAAGUGUGUGGCCAGUGUGGAUGGCCAGAAUUUGGCUGGAGGUUUGAGUAGGGUCAGAGCUCUGCCUUGCUCCCCUGUUAAAGCUUCAGCCUUCAAAGCACAGGGCCAUGGCACGGUCAGUAAGGAGCGCCUGCAGCUCCUCAGAGGCGCCCAGAAGCUGCACUCAAGUCUCCGCCAACAGGACAUUAAUUGGGAAACAUAGACUCUUUAAUCAGCACCGGGGUACACUUUGACCUUAAAGACUAAGUAAGUGGUGAAGAGAAGCACAUGAACUGAGGAACACUCUGGAAUGGGACAUGACCCUUACUGAGCUAUAGCUCUGAAAAUGCUUUAAGAAUGUGUAGCAUGUUUGUGGUAUGAAAUGAAUGUAGCAGCACCAAGGUCAUACAAAUUGUAAGUUGUUGACUUUGCCUUAAGAUUUUACAAUGGCUCACUCAUGGACAUUAUUUUUUUUAUAGGCUUGUUACGUAUUUGAGUGCAUCUGUUUUCCUGAAUUCUUUGUCGUUUUUAUUUUCGUGCUCUUCACAACUCUUUAAAGCAUAUGAAAAU